CAACCUUGCGGAGAGGAAUGCGAGAGGGAGGGGAGGUAGAGAGAGAUCCCCUAAGGAACUGUGUUGUGCUAGAAGUGAUUGUUAUCACAGCUGAGCUCCAAAAUCUCUCUCCCCAGCCCAUGCAAGGGUGGGCUAACUGCACCUCUGCCAGCCUGACUGUAGGGUUGCACUGUGGUGCAAGGGGUGGACUGGGCAGUCUGAAACUCCUCCUGGCUCUGUCCUUGGAUUAGAGAAGAUCUCUAGUUGUCUCCCACUGAGAGUGAGUUUGACCGGCGUUUCUGUUGGAUGCUCCCUGGUCCCACUUAUCUGCAGUCCAGGAGUUCAUAGCAGGCAGGAGGACCUGUGGUUAAAAGGAAGGGAACACAGCAAAGAGACAGGAUGACAGGGAGGGCUCUGCUGCUGCAGAGCUGAUAGAUGAAGGCAUGCUGGUCUCUGGACCCUGAAAGGCUCGUCUGCCUCAGAGUGGGCUGCCAGUAUCUCAUUCUCACUCAGUCAUGGUUGCCAACUGGAUCGCUACAUGCUGCUAAGGAUAUUCAGAAUAUAGGAAUAAAUCCCCUAGACUAUGUCUCUUCUGGCUGGCAUGAAGGUUAUUACCAAAUUAUGGGCAUAAAACUUGCUUUUCCAGAGUUGCAUCACUGUGUGAGAGACUCUGACGUUCGCCUUCCUGGCUGUCCAUCAGGGUGAUCUUACCCUGCUCUGAAAGCUGCUGUGAUUCUGAGCAGUGCCGAGCCUCCUGCAGUGAAGUGCUGUGUCCUUGGGCUGGGGUCUGCAAAGUGAAGGAAAGCCCACCACAGGCCAAAUUGCUGUUCCCAGCUUUCAGUGCUACAAAGUAGUGAAGCUGGAUGUGGCAUCACAUCCGAAAGCUAUCCUGGUUCCUGUGUCCGGAGUGGAGAGCUCUGUGUUUCAGUGGAUUGACGUCACUGAGCCUGGAGCAGAGUUCGGAGUUCGACAUACCUGGGAUCUGAAAAAGACCAGGCUGGCCAGCAGAGGAGCUGCCAUGUGUUUCUCUUUGUGGUUUCCCAGAUGGAAACGACUCAGUUUUGAGAAGGCAGAGCCACACCCUGGUUUGCUCGGUGAAAAGCAGCCCUCCUUGGAUUGUACCCUGCACACUGAGUGCCUGGUGACUGGCGGCUUGGAGGUGAUUCCUUCCACAUAUGGGCGCUCUGAAGACCUUUGCAGAAAUGCUGCCUUUACUCCCAGGGCUGGGCUUCCUCCUUUUGGUUGGUUGGCAGGUAGCUGCUGCAACUUCGGCUGGGACGUAUAAGUGCUCCAGCUCCCCUGUCAAUGAAUCUGCCGUGUGUGCCUCCGUGCAAAGGGUCAGCCAGGAGAUGCUUCUUGAGAUAGUCCAUGGCCAAGCUUCCCCCUGCAGCCUCACUUUUGGUCAAUACGCCUGUGCACAGAGUGCUUGGCUCCGGGACCUUGAGGAUGAUUUCCUCGUGUCCUUGUAUUCUUGUCUUGCCCCUAAACCUGCCAGUGCUAUGGAUCCAGAAUACUCCGUUCUGUUCUUCUCCAAAUAUGAUGCCAAGAAACUUAAAGCUUCUCUGACUACGUUCAGUGAGCGGUUUUCUCACGUACCUCUUUCUCCGGAGUGGAACAUCAUCUUCUUUAAUGGCCUGUGGGAGAGGAUGCAGCAAAUACCCAGCAUUGACGACCCACAUGUUUUGUCUCAGUGGGUCCAGGAGGGGCUUCAGCCAUUCCUGAUCCAGCCCAAGGUCUUUGCUUGCCUGCAUGCCAAAAAAGUGUCAUGUGAGACAUUCCAGAAUAUAGUUGCUGCCCUGGUUGGCAUUUAUUCGGACCUCACAGUGGAAGAACAGAGGCAUAUUUACACCGGGAUCAAACAGUAUCUCAUCCAGGAUGGAUUGAACCAGACAUGCUACAAUGCAGCUGUUCCAGGUCUGAAUUCCACUGCUUGGUUUCACAGUUAUCUGGGAUCCUUUUUGGAGCACGCCACUGCUGGAGACCUGCGGCAUUUUGGUGAUGAACAAACACUUCAAAAAUUUGCCCGAGAUCCAGUGAAUAUGGAAAUGAUCAGCAACCUCACCUUGCUCCAGGAGACGGCUGUGUACUACACCUCGCUGCUGACCUCUGGGCCUGGUUUCCCUAUAUCAAGCCUCCCAGACAGAUUUGUGUGCUACCUGAGGCCCUCAGCAGUGAGCAACCUGAACAGAGAUGACUCUUUGAGCUUGGCCCAGAGGAUCAGUAAGAACUGCUUGAACCUGACACACAGAGGAAUAAUGAGAGAGCAAGUUCCCUCCCCCUCCCUUACAACAGAGGAACUGCAGGUUGCAUCCUCUUUGGUGAGAAAGUUUAAGCGUUUUCCACCUGCAAUCCUGCGUGCGUUGAGCCAGGCUGCAGUUGGGCUGUCCAUAUCUGACAUCGAAAAUGGCAUCAGUGAUAAAGACCUCAAAGCCUCUAUUCCUGCCCUGGGAGAGGUUCGUGGCUGGAAUGCUGAACAGUCCAGCACUAUCAUCAACAAACUGCUCAGCUCAGGCUAUCAGAUCUCGGACGGACAGAGCCUGGCAAAGCUCGGGAGCUUGGUGGCUGGCCUCAACAGCAGCACACUUCAAAGUCUGCCUCCAGAAGUGAUCUUGGAAGCCAUUAAGUUGCCUGAGUUUGUUCAGCAAGUGGUGACCUUGCCCUCUCCUCUGAAAAUGACAUUUGUGGAAAAGGCUUCUUCUAGUCUUGGCCAUCCUGCUGACCUGGUUAAAUACAUCCCUGAUGCUCUGGCCAGUUACAUUCCAAAAUCGCUGCUCGUAUUUGGGGAAGAGAAGCCAAAUAUUCAAGAUCUCAAUGUUAAAAUGUGGACCCGAGAACAGGCUGCCAUGUUUUUCAGUGUUGUGGUAAAGACAGAGCCUGAUUUCAGCAGGCUUUCCCAGUCAGUCCUGCAAGGCUUCACCUGUGCAGCUGUCAAUGUGACAGAAGCCGAAAGAUUUCAGGAUCUGGCCAAAGUCAUGAAGAAGAAGAAUGUCAAGCUAGGAGAAGACCAGCUGAGUUGCUUAGUGAAGGUGGUGACGCUGCACGGCAUUCCCAAGGAUUUAGACAGCUAUCCUAAAGACCUACUGUUGUUUUUAAGUCCUUCAGACUAUGCAGCGACAGGAAGCUGUAGGCAGUACUUUGCUAAUAUUGGGAAAGCAAAUCUUGAUGUUCUGCAAAGAGAGUCGUCUCAGCGGAAGGAGCUGCUCUUGGAGGCAUUAGCGUGUCUGAAAAUUCCUGGCACACAAGUAAAUGAGGAAGAUGCUGAAAUUCUGGGACGUCUGGUCUGUGACCUAGGUGGAGAAUACAUUAGGAAUUCUGGUGGGACUCUGCUGAAGCAAUUAAGCCAGUGUGAAUCUUUCCUGCCUGAUCAAGAAGAGGCUAUUAGGAGUGUCGUCAGCAGCGGUAACACUACCUUUGGGCCUCCUGAGGCAUGGUCAGCCUUUACCUUGAAUGAGCUUAGUGGAUUGAUUCCUGUAUUUGACCACAGCAUCUUGCAGAAGAUCCCCAAGGAUGCUUUACUUAUUUGGCUGAAAAACUUUGCACAUGAUUCCCCUCUGUCAAGGGAGCAGCUGGCCACCGUUGUCGAAGAAGUCCUGCCUACAAGGCAUAAGCGUGCUGAAGGCUGCCCACCUGACAAGCAGAUAACAGAAGCUGUUCUUGGUGAUGAAUUGAUGCCUAUUUACUACACACCUGAGGAGUUACGUGCUUGCCUGAAGAACGUCUCUUUGGGGAAUCACCUCUCUCAAAUUCUGACCUACCCCUUCAGUGUUCAGCAGUUAGCUGUGCUGAAGAGGCAUCUGGAUGAGAUCUAUCCUGAUGGGUAUCCUGAGAGUCUGCUCCCUAAUCUGGGCCCCCUCAUCUCUUUCUUCACCCCUGAGGAUGUUUCCAAAUGGAAGAUAACUUCAGCUGGCACGCUGGCUGCCUUGCUGAAAACUCAGCCUCCUGAUGAUCAGGCUUCUGUGAUGAUUAGACGAUAUAUUAGCUUGGGAAAUCCUUUGAAUGCCACUGCACUGAGUGCAAUUGGUACGAAUUAUGUGUGCCUUCUAACUGCGAACGAGUUGAAUAAGAUAGACUCCAACAGCUUGAAGUUGGUAUCUCUGGAUCCUUCAGCCUGCUCACAGCCUACAAAAGACAUCUUAUAUGCUAAAGCAAAACGGGCUUUCUCAGAUCAGCACAAUUUACCUGCUUACUAUAAGCUCAUCGAACCAUAUCUAGGGGGUGCUCCUGCUGUGGACCUCAGAGCUCUAAGCAAGGACAACGUGAACAUGAACAUCAAUACUUUGGCAAAGUUAAGAAAAGAGUCUUUGAUGAGCCUGACACCCUCUGAGGUUCAGGGCUUGCUGGGGAUAAAUCUUCGUGAGCUGACAAAAUGGCAGAACACGUCUCCCAUCCGGGAGUGGGUCCAAAGGCAGAAACAAUCAGAACUGGAUAAACUGCAUAUUGGGCUCACUGGGGGAACACAAGAAGGCUACAUUAACCUCGUCACGCCCAAAUUUCAGACACCAUCUUCAGCCCCACUGGGUCCUGUAGCCAUGACGCUCCACCUCCUGCCUGCUCUGCUUACCAGUUACCUGAUGGUGUCGGUCUUGUCUUGAAAACCUUCCCUGAAGAGACAGCAAGAGGGUGCAGCCUGUGCCCUGCUCUGAGGCCUUGGGAACAGCCAUUCCUGGGGGGUGAGGUGGUGCUCAGUGCAGGCAACUGUUUUCAGCCCAUGGUUCACUUUUAGGUACUUUUCUCUUUCAAAUCACUACACCCCACCCCCCCAAAAAUAAGUGUUCAGUCUAAAGGGAAGAUUUCAGGCUCUUCAGAGCAGGAUCUUUGUUUACCUUUUGUUCAGACCAAGCCCAGGUAAGGCCCAGCCAUGUUACUGCAACACAAACGAUGUAAAUAUUUCACUGCACAGCCCCGGUGGGUUUAAGGGUGAGCAAAUUGACUGUUCUGCAUUUUAGUGCUUACAUUUCUCAAAGAGCCUCAUCUCUUGACACUGCCAAGGUCUCUGAGUGGGAGUGAAGUUUUCUAGUUGAUGUUAAUUAAAGAAUGAAACUAAGUAAAAAACACCAGACACAAAUUAAUGAGUCGCUAUUGUCUUCUCCUCGUUCAGACCACCACACCUUCGUGUCUGCAUGUAUUGGUCCAAAC
Cuculus canorus (common cuckoo) is the source of this 5115-nucleotide messenger RNA. RefSeq names its product mesothelin (gene MSLN). Lineage: Eukaryota; Metazoa; Chordata; Aves; Cuculiformes; Cuculidae. Gene Ontology annotation, biological process: cell-matrix adhesion. Bases 1155 to 4571 code for a protein of 1138 amino acids. The record is from RefSeq and is a predicted model, not a curated record. The transcript has 31 exons. Gene Ontology annotation, cellular component: cell surface.